Protopolystoma xenopodis is the source of this 2649-nucleotide messenger RNA. The record is from the annotation of a GenBank genome assembly. NCBI's taxonomy places the organism in Eukaryota, Metazoa, Platyhelminthes, Monogenea, Polystomatidea, Polystomatidae.
AUGAAACUGGGCCCAAUUGAACAUUUAUUCUAUAAACCUGGUGCUCAAAUGGGGCUACACGAGUCUCGAGCUCUUAAGAGGAAUGUCAAGAUGGUUCUGCUACUUGUCGGCUUGGCAGCUAUUCUGCUCGAUCUUCGCGCGUCCACAGUUGCAGCCUCGAUUGUCACAGUCGGAAAUGCGAAAGAAAACGGAACCGAUGGCAUAACCGACACCAGUCCUCAUGAAUACGACGACCCAAGUAACGAGCAUGCGACCGGAGGACACGAGACGAAAGGUGAAGAAGAGGGGAUCCGUGCGGCGUCUUGGCUGUUUGAUGAGUUCUACAUCCACAUCACAAUAAUGGUAUUCCUGUUGAUCGUGAUCAUUCUGAAAAUGGUCUAUCAUCGCUUAGAAUGGCUGUCUGCCUAUGUGCCGGAAUCGCUAAUACUCAUUUGCUUGGGCGUCAUCUUCGGCACCCUGAUUCGAUUUGCUCAUGUAGACAGCAAUAUUGAGACAUGGAAGCUGACGCCAAAGUUGUUCUUUGAAUUCCUCCUGCCGCCCAUUGUCUUGGAGUCAGCCUACAGUCUGUACAAUCGGACCUUUGGUGAAUUCCUAGGCAUUAUCCUCAUCUACGCCGUCUUGGGUACCAUUAUGAACUUUCUCAUAAUCGGCCCUGUCAUGUAUGGCCUUGAUCUAGUCGGAGCCAUGGGUUGGCCGACGCUGCAUCUGGACAUCAAGGGCUACCUGCUGUUCAGUUCCCUCAUCGUGGCUGUCGAUCCCGUGGCUGUGCUGGCCAUCUUCCAGGACAUCGGUGUGGAUCUUGGCCUCUACUAUAUGGUGUUUGGAGAAUCGCUGCUCAAUGAUGCCGUGACUGUCGUGCUCUACCAAAUCAUGCAGGCGUUUGCCGGCAAGGAGGAGAUUAGUGGUGAAGAAAUUGGAGUCGGUUUCGCAUCCUUCUUCACUGUCAGCCUUGGCGGUCUCCUGGUCGGUGUUGUGGUCGGUAUUGCAACAUGCUUCAUCACCCAAUUCUCCAGCUCCAUGGAGGUGAUAAUUGUUCUGAUGUUGGGCUAUUUCGCCUACAUCAUGGGCGAUGUGGUCGGCUGGUCGGGCAUCAUUUCCAUGAUCGGUUGUGGCCUCGUGCAGGCCUCCUACGCCUUCCAUAAUCUGCGUCCAUCGAACGUGAUGAUCGUCAAGAAGGUGAGCAAAAUGGCCGCCGAACUGAGUGAGGCCGUCAUCUUUCUCUUCAUCGGCAUCGAGUUGUUCCGCGACAACAUGAUUUGGCAUACGGGCUUCCACUUUUGGAGUCUCACUAUGUGCUUGAUCUCUCGUCUUAUUGUAGUUCUUGUGCUGACUGCGAUCAUCAACUGGGUCAGAGUGGACGGUUUUAAGAUUUCAAUUACGGAACAGUUCAUUGUGAUUUAUGGCGGCCUUAGAGGCGCUGUGGCCUUCUCACUUUCUGUGCUGAUUCGUGAGGAGUCCCUGGGCCAGGGCCUUCUCGGGAUCCGGCUAAAGGGAAUCUUCAUCACCUCAACUCUUUUCAUUAUUUUAUUUACUGUUGGUUUUAUGGGCAUGACAAUGAAGCCGCUGGUGAGGCUUCUCAAGAUCAAAAUGCAAGCCAACUUUGAAUUGAGUCUUUUCAAUAAAUUGAAUGAGCACAUUUUAGAUCAGGCACUAGCGGCCAUCGAAACCAUCAGUGGUGAGAAGGGUCGCAACGUGGUACGUGAAUUCUGUAUCCGCAUCGAUGAUCGUUACGUGCGCCGGGUACUUCAGCGUGACCCAGAGACACAUGAUCAGAAGAUCGUUAAGGUAUACGAGAAAAUGGCAUUGAAGCUGCAUUACGCUACAAUUGGGGCCAACCAGGCAGAGCUGCAUUUAGACGAGCUGCCCGAGACAAUCAAGUCAAAACUGCUCAACAAGACCUUGUCGACUGCAAAUUUCUUCGUCUCACCCUCCGAGGUCAAUUUGGACGGCGUACAGCUCCAGCCGGAGACCCACUUCCCUGAGCCUCGGGAUCACUUUGGACUACCUUCCAAGGACGGCAUUAAUGGCAAGUCUUCAAUCAGGCAGCAUGCCUAUCCAAGCCGACAGAACCACGAGUUGAUGGUGACACGUAGACGAAGCAGUUCCAUAUUUAGUCAGCGUGAACCGUUUGAUGAUCCUAUGCAAAUGAUGGCUGCGCUACGGUGUUCGCGGAGGCCCAGUCUCAUGGAUGGUGGGAAGCAUCAGGAGGAGUUUCAGCAGACCUUUUUGGAAAUGAUCCGUUCCAAAGGUCUGGCCCUGAAGCGCCACCCUCUAUCAUCCAAACUGUCAAAUAUGCCUGAAACGGCAUUGGAAGAGACCAGACCGUCCUCAGUAAUGGCGCCGGCAUCUCUGGGCCUGGCAACCAUCGAGGAGCGGGUGACUUCGGGUCGGCGAUUAAAUCCACUACUACCAGUACCAGAGGAUGCCUAUUGCCCGAGUCUAUUGAGUCAGCCAAAGCUAUUUUCACUCGAAGAACUACCUCAAUCUUUUUCCGCUGCGGAUACUGACGCCGAAAUGCAGCAGCAGCAUGCAGACGCAAAACAGCCCCAUGGUGCCGAGGUUGCGAAAGCAGUCCAAGCAAGCAAGCAGCCCAAAGUCAGUCGCAGCACUCACUCUGAAAGUACCGAGAGUGAUGUGGAAAACGACUGA